ACAGUAUAGUCUCGUCAGUCGCGGUGAAUAUUUCUCUGAUCCAAAAGCAAUAUCAAAUCCAAUAUGAAAUAUUUUGCAGCUUUCGCACUGCUCUUUUGUCUUUUGGGAGCUGCUACGGCCCAAGUUAAAAAUCCUAUUUGCGCCGAGGAGUUCGCUUUAUUGGGACCCUGUCGUGGGCUGCUUCCGAGGUGGUCCUAUCACCAGGAUACCAAUGAGUGCAGCAGAUUUUCGUACAGUGGCUGCCAGGGAAGCAAAAACAAUUUCGACACCAAGGAGCAAUGCGAGCAGUCCUGCAAAAAUUAGGAUCUCUCUCUAAACCGUGCAGUCUUUACAAUAAUUGUGUUCAUUGUUAACUUUUUAAAUUUUUGUUUUAAAAUGUUUGUGGCGAAAAUAAAACUCUGACUUACAAACUCUUA
Molecule: messenger RNA, 416 nt
Organism: Drosophila subpulchrella
Lineage: Eukaryota; Metazoa; Arthropoda; Insecta; Diptera; Drosophilidae
Product: chymotrypsin inhibitor SCI-II-like
Exons: 2
Coding region: 64-303 (79 amino acids)
Molecular function (GO): serine-type endopeptidase inhibitor activity
Source: RefSeq, a predicted model, not a curated record